Carassius gibelio (silver crucian carp) is the source of this 568-nucleotide messenger RNA. Its product is annotated as nuclear pore complex protein Nup205-like. The transcript has 2 exons. Lineage: Eukaryota; Metazoa; Chordata; Actinopteri; Cypriniformes; Cyprinidae. Bases 134 to 364 code for a protein of 76 amino acids. The record is from RefSeq and is a predicted model, not a curated record.
GAGUUUUACAGUAAAGAUCAGGAGAGAACCGGCAGGCUGGGGUGUCGGGCAGUGUUGUGUCACUGGAGCACUUUUUCCAUUCUCUCAUGCUCUACAAUGAGAACCUGCCACAGAUGUACCCAGUGCCGACAGCAUGCACUACCGCCACCCACCCACUAGAGGCAUCACUCAGAGAGAGCUGGAAGGCCUCACUACAUUCCUUCAGCUGCUUACCACUAUCAUCACCUGGGUAGAGCUGAGCUGUGAGGAGUAUCCUCUCACAAGGGCUUUUUGUCAUCUGAUCAGUACUCAGGUGGAGAGCGCACUUCCAGUGAAUCUUGGAGCAGGACUGCGUGCACCAGGCUUUCAGCCUUAUCUUGACUGAGGCAGUGCUGGAGGUGUUCCACACACUUCUGAGGGAAUAUGAGCCACAGCCAGCGGACUUCUUGCAAGAAAUGGUGGAACUUCAGAGAGAGCAAAUUCCAGCAAAUAAGCCCCCGGGGCACAGCCUGAUGUUUCACCUGCUGAAUGACUCUCUCUCUGCCUCAGCCUGCUGGAGGAGGGCGCUCACCAUCUAGAUACCUACACC